Molecule: messenger RNA, 1494 nt
Organism: Thyridium curvatum
Lineage: Eukaryota; Fungi; Ascomycota; Sordariomycetes; Thyridiales; Thyridiaceae
Exons: 8
Coding region: 1-1494 (497 amino acids)
Source: RefSeq, a predicted model, not a curated record
AUGACAGGCACUAGCUUUGACGUGCUCACCACCACUGCCGUCGAGCUGCAGCAGUUUCUCAACGCAGGGCGGAUCUCGAGUGUCGAGAUAGUGCAGCAUUACCUGGCCCAGAUCGACCGGCAUGAGGCCAAGCUCAAUGCCUUCAUAGACCUUGCACCUCGCCAUCUUGUCUUUUCUUCCGCUGCGGCACUGGACGCGGAGAGACUCAAUGGCAAGCGGAGAGGCCCAUUGCACGGCAUCCCUAUCGUGGUCAAGGACUGCUUCAUCACGCCUCCAGAGCUAGGCAUGGGCACCACGGCAGGAUCGUGGGCCCUGGCCGGCGCCCAGCCCAAGGAGUGCUCCCCGCUCGUCCAGCACCUCAUUGAUCAGGGGCUCAUCAUCCUGGGCAAGACUAACAUGACGGAAUUCUGCGGCAUGAAAAUGACCAUGAUGUCGCCUGGCUGGUCAGCCUACGGCGGGCAGACACUGUCCCCCUAUGUCGGCGAUAUCGAGAAGGACGAGACGAUUUUGGGUCAUUCGUCCCCGGGCGGUUCCUCGACUGGCUCCGCCGUCGCCGUCGCAGCGGGCUUCAGCCCCCUGGCUCUCGGCACCGAGACCAUCGGGUCCAUCAUCACCCCCGCCACGAGGGCGGGCCUGUAUGCACUAAAGCCCACGGUCGGCUUGCAAGACACGCGCGGGAUGUACAGGAUGACGGAGUUCUUCGACUGCCCCGGGCCCAUGGCCAAGACGCCCGAGGACCUGGCUGUCCUGGCAUCUGUCAUGCUCCGCCAGCCUUCAUUGUCCUCCCCCGCCUCCACUGAAGAGUCAGCCUUGAGGCAGCCAUGGGAGGGGCUUUCGGUUGGAUAUCUGGACCCGCGGGUGGAAGAGUACCAAGGCGUCAUUGCUCAACUCAAGCAAGAAGGCUGCAGCGUGAUGCCUGUUGAGUUGCCAGACCCAUCCACCCUGACUACUGUCGACGGGGAGCAAGCCAUCAUGCCCAUUGCCUUCUGGGACUUCAAGAACAUAGGCAUUCCUCAAUUCCUGAGUUGCUUCGAGGACCACCCGGUAAGGUCUCUCACAGACGUCAUCGACUACAACGACAAGCACAAGGACAGGGCCCUUCCAUACCCACACACCGAACAGAAUGACCUCAUCAAAGCCCUGGCGAACACCGACAAGGAAGACCACAUCCGCAACCUCAAAUCGAGCCUGCGAUCUCUCGCCUGCAAGAACCUAGACGCCAUCCUCGAUGCCCAUAACAUCAACGUCAUAAUCGCGCCCGCGGACUCUGCCCUUCCGAUAUACACUGCUGCAGCAGGCUACCCCGUCGCGGCCGCACCCCUUGGCCAGCUGCGCUACAACCGCCGGCCCUUCGGCCUGUGCCUAUUGGCGCGGCAGUACCAGGAGCAGAUCCUCCUCCGCUUCAUGUCGGCAUACCAAGACGUGGUACAGCACCCCGCCCGGGCACUCCCUCCCCUCCCCCAGUUUCCUCUCCAUCUUCCUAGCCUAGCUUGA